AUGGAUACACUUAAAAGAAGACAUUUAUAUCAUUCAGAAGAUCAUAAGCAAUAUCAUGAUUCUUUUGAAACAAUUCAUUUGGAAGACGAUAAAAAGACAAGCAAGACAUCCAAAGCACAAAAGAGGGCACAUUUUGGCAAAUUUGGGUCAUUCUAUUUGCGACAUGAAUUCUAUUUUGAUGUCCAUCCACCUUUAGGUAAAAUGCUAGUGGGGGCUUCAGGCUGGUUGGCAAACUACAAUGGUUCAUUUAGUUUUGAGUCUGGUAAAGCCUAUCCUGAUGAUUUGGAUAUUGCAACUAUGCGUCGUUUAAAUGCCUUUUGGGGAGUCUUUUUGGUCCCAUUAGCAUUUGGAACAGCUCAUCAGCUGCAAUUAUCAUUUAGUAGUUGUCUGUUGGCUAGUACGAUGGUUUUGUUGGAUAAUGCACUUUUGACAAUUAGUCGAUUUGUUUUAUUAGAUUCUAUGUUGUUAUUCUUCACUAGUAUGACUUUCUUUUGUCUAGCAGGAUUCAGGGCACAUAGGAAUGCAUCAUUUUCUAGACAGUGGUGGACUUGGUUAUUAGGACUUGGUAUUUCCCUAGGGUGUGUACUAAGUGUAAAAUGGGUUGGCCUAUUUGCUGUAGCUUUAGCAGGCACCUAUACUAUUGAGGACCUUUGGGAUAUGUUAGGUGAUCUGAAAAUGCCUAAAAAAACAUAUUUAAAUCACUGGUUAUCUCGUAUCCUCUGUCUCAUCUUGAUCCCUUUACUCAUUUAUGUUGCAAGUUUUGCUGUUCACUUUUAUAUCUUGAGCAAUAGUGGACCAGGUGACGCCGUCAUGAGUUCACUCUUCCAAGCUAAUCUUAAUGGAAGUACCAUCAAAGAUAACCCAUUCGAAAUUGCUUUUGGUUCCAACGUCACUCUUAAAAAUUAUGGAUAUGGGGGUGGCUUACUUCAUUCUCACCCACACUUUUAUCCAGAAGGAUCAAGACAGCAGCAGAUUACAGCUUAUUCCUUUAAAGAUCUUAAUAAUCUUUGGCAAUUGCGAUAUCCACAUAACGAUGCUACUAAUAAUAAUAAUGAUACUGCUACUGUCCAAUUCAUAAAGGAUGGAGAUAUUGUACGACUUUUUCAUUUAAAUACCGGACAUAAUUUACACAGUCAUCCUAUUCCUGCCCCUAUUUCCAUAAAGCACUGGGAGGUCAGUGCAUACGGUAAUGAAUCAAGUGGUGACUUUCAAGACCAUUGGCAGCUAGAGGUAGUCCAGAAUGUUCAGCAAGAUAAGCAGGUUGGUUCCCUCAUGACUCGAUUCCGAUUACGCCAUGUUUACCUUCAUUGUUAUCUCGCCACUCACACUAGCCACUUGCCAUCCUGGGGCUUUAAACAACAAGAGGUCUAUUGUGAUCGUAGAGGUUCUCGACAAGAUCAUCGUACAUGGUGGAACGUUGAAGAGCAUCGACAUGAACAAUUAUCACCUGCCCCUAAAUAUACUUUCAAAUCUAAUUAUUUAGAAGACAUUUGGCGUCUCAAUGUUGCAAUGUGGAAUGCAAAUAAUGCGUUGAUACCUGACCCUGAUAAGAACGAUAUGCUGACAUCAAGUCCCCUUGAGUGGCCUACCGUCUUGACUGGUCUACGUAUGUGUAACUGGGAUAAAAAUACAGUUAAAUACUAUUUGAUAGGGAACCCAACAGUGUGGUGGAUAUCGUCAAUGGCUAUUAUUGGAUUUGUUGCAAGUCUGGCUAUCUACAAGGUUCGCAAACAAAGACACAUUAUUUUAAAUGUUACGCCAGGACGGCUACUAAAGUUUUGGUCUGUUGGAAAACUCUUCUUUUUGGGCUGGUUCUUUCAUUAUGUACCGUUCUUUAUGAUGGGACGAGUAACAUAUCUUCAUCAUUAUUUCCCUGCUCUUUACUUUAGUAUCUUUAUGGUGCCUUUCUUGAUUGAACAUUUUUGUGGAAAGUCUCGAUUUAUUGUAUUUACAGUAGUGAUGCUGAUGGUGGUAAUGAAUUUUAUUUAUUUCGCACCUCUUUCAUUUGGCAUGGAAGGUGAUAUUCAACAAUAUACAGGUCGAUGGUGGAUUAAACGAUGGAAUUUGAUUGAAAAUUUGAAUUAA
Molecule: messenger RNA, 2085 nt
Organism: Cokeromyces recurvatus
Lineage: Eukaryota; Fungi; Mucoromycota; Mucoromycetes; Mucorales; Mucoraceae
Product: family 39 glycosyltransferase
Exons: 5
Coding region: 1-2085 (694 amino acids)
Biological process (GO): protein O-linked glycosylation via mannose
Cellular component (GO): endoplasmic reticulum; membrane
Molecular function (GO): dolichyl-phosphate-mannose-protein mannosyltransferase activity
Source: RefSeq, a predicted model, not a curated record